AUGAUCCGACGCAAGAGAACGAAGAGCGACACCGUCAGGAGAGGCGCAGCGAAACCUGCUCUGGCAGGCACCCACGGCCCCAGAGCCUGUGGACAGCCGCCGCCACACUCUGCCUGUCCCCCCGCACUGGCGGGGUGUCGCGGCUCACCCCCCACCUCCUCGCACUCCCUCAACUCGUCCCUCUCGUCACUGUCGCACAUCAGCGUGCACCGCGACCACUCUGAGUGUGACUCGUGGCCCUCAUCCCCUGCUGCCGAUCCCCCCCCAACUGUGCCGCUGCGAGAGCCAGCCGACCCGCGGCUGUUCCUGAACCACCGCCUCCCAUCACCGGCACGCUGGCACGUGGAGCCACCCAGCCCUCAAGGGACCGCCGGGGACAUUGUCUUCUCUGUCACAAUCCCACCCACGCCCCCCAGCCCCAAAGACACUGCCCACAUGGGAAGGAGAGCCGGAAGCCGACACCACGACGGCCCGCGGCGCCAACCAGACAACGCAGCUUCUCCCCUGGACGAGAGCCGGGCCGCGUCUCGACCACGCCCGCGGACUCAAAACACCCAGAUACAGACGAUCCCUGCGGAGCCCAUAGACGACUUCCUCCGGGCAGUAGAGUCUCGUAUCCCUCGGAACAGCCUGCCAAUCUCCCCUCCCCCGCCUAUACCCCUCGUUUCGCCGCCCUCUACGCCCGCCUCCACGCCCUCCACCCAAGACGUCUCGGAAGACGAUUACGACGAAGAUGACGACGAGGACGACGACGACGACUGCCCGCGGCCCAUUCCGGCCCUGGACCUCUCGGGCUCCAACCUCUCCUCUGAGGACACGGGCCUGGAGAACAGCUUCGAGCGGCAAAUUCGCCGCUACAUCCCUGCGCCCCAGCUCUGGAGCUCGCACCAGUGGCGAAGUGUACAGACGGCGGCGACCACGGACCCCGCGCCCCAGAGCAGUGGGUGCGACGCGAAAACCAAACCACACAGACCGACCCUGAGCCGCCCAGCGACCGCCCGCAGCCCUCAGGAUGACGUCCGCGAGUAUGGCGAGCACCUGGCCCGCGGACGUGGGCGUGAGGUCCGCGUGGUACGGCACACCCACAGUGAGCCGCGUUUGGACACCUCCCUCACGCCUCUCGCGGGCCUCUUACGGGAUGUGUGUAGCGAGGCCGCCUUGCCGCCCCUGCCCUCACACUCCCCUCGCCCAUCCCUCACGCCCUCCGUCCCCAUCCUGCCCACCCUGACGGAGGACAAGCCGCCCAUCGCGCCCAACACCAGGAUCUGCCGCCCGCGCCACCUCUCCCUCUCCUCGUCGCCUCACCACCACCACAGCACCGCCCGCUCCGCCCCCACCUUGGAGACGCGCUGGUUGCCGCCCGCCGCCCUCACGCCCGCCACCACGCCCUCGGAGGACUCGUCGGGAGAGGCACCGGUGAGUAGAGCCUUUGGCGUGGUGUGCCCUGAAAUGUGUGUGCCAAUGUGCGUGAGUGUGCUGUGA
This is a messenger RNA of Scylla paramamosain (green mud crab), 1482 nucleotides long. RefSeq lists its product as uncharacterized. Bases 1 to 1482 code for a protein of 493 amino acids. The record is from RefSeq and is a predicted model, not a curated record. The transcript has 7 exons. Lineage: Eukaryota; Metazoa; Arthropoda; Malacostraca; Decapoda; Portunidae.